GAUGAAUCAUCAUUAUUAUUAUUAAUGAUAAGGGAUAUAGUAAGAAAUUAUUUUCAACAACCAUGGUUUGAUUUAAAUGAACAAGAUGAACAAUUGAUAAGAGAAUUUUUUCAACUUUCAAAUUCUGAUAAACAAAUAUCAUCUGAACAAAAAUCAUCAAAUCGUCGAUCAUUAUUAGUACAAUUGGCAAAUAUUGAUGAUAAUCAUCAACAUCAGCAACGUCAUGAACCAAAAUUUGAAAUAAUUUCAUUGGAUGAUAUUAUUCGACAUCAUCAUCAUCAUCAUCGUCGUCAUAGAAAUGUUACCAAUUCCAAACAACAACAACAACAACAACAAUCAACAACAAAUGAAUUAGUAAAUGGUCAACAAUCAAUAUUAUUUAUUCGUUCGAAUGAUGUUAAUCAUCGUGGUGGUCAAAAUGAUGAUAAUCAAAUCAAUCAGCAGCAGCAAUCAUCAUCAUCAUUAUCAUCAUAUCAUCGAUCAACAGUACAGAUACGUUUGGUGACCGAUGAUGAAGCCAUAAAACAUUUAUCCGAAAUCCUACGUACAUGUCCAAUAACGAAUGAUGAAAUCAUUGCAGCAUAUAAUCAAUUGGAACGUUUUAUUGAUCGUGAUAAAGUUCUUCAGAAUCUUUUGGAUGAACGAACAGAAUUUUUACGUAAAUUAAGUGAAUGGUCAGAAACAUUGCUAGAAUAUCCAACACAAUCAUCAUCAUCAGAUUUGGAUGGAAAUUUAUCUAGUCAAAGUUCCGAUGAUGAUGAUGAUGGUGAAAUAGAAGAAGAUGACGAUGAUGAAGAAAAACAAGAACGACAAAUUGGUCGUGAAUUAAAUCAAAUGGCAAUGAAAAUAAUAACAUUAAAACAACGACAACAAUUAUUAUCAAAUAUUGUUGCAAACAUACCAUUAAUGUUUCGUGAUGUAAAUGAUUUAAAUAUGUAUCGUAUAAAUAUGACUGAAACAUCACAAAUGUUAGAUUCCGAAUCAAUACAAUUAUUUCAUCGUUGGACAACAAAUAUAUCGAAAAAUAUUCAUUAUGAUUUAACUAAACAAUGUAUUAUUAUUGAUCAGCGUACACAACGUCCACGAAUAACAUUAAGUCCAUAUUUGGAAAAAUUUGCUCAAAAUAUACGACAAUUACGACAAUAUCAUUUUAUAAUACCCGAUGAUAUUGAUCGUAUGGAAUCAAAUAUAUCAUUAUAUAUUGAUUUUGUUAGUGAUCUGAGAAAAAUUAUCAGAUUUUAUAUGACUGUUGCUGAACAAAUAUUACCAAGUCAAAGACCAAUGUUAAUUGAUAAAGCACGUUCAUUUACAACAUUAUUAGAAAGUAAUCAACAAUUAACAUGGUCACAUGGUAUUGAUUCAAUUAGUAAAUGGAUUAAUGAAUUGAAAAAAUUUAUGUUAGAAUUUCAACAACAAAAUAAACAAUUACAACAAUUACAUUUAAAAAUAUUGGAAACAAUUAAAUGGAUGAUUGAUAUAUCAUUAACACAAUGGGAUCGUUUUAUUGAAAAAAUUCGUUUGAUUAUUGGUGAAGUAUCAUCGACAUCAACAAAUCAAUCAUAUCAAAAUACAUAUGUUUGGCGUAAACAUUGGGAUUAUCAAUUAUAUAAAAUUUUGGAAUAUUAUUUUAAUCAAUCAAUGAUGAUACGUAUAAAUAAUCGUCGACAAACAAAUAAACAAUCAGCAAUUAUGAAUCGUAUGAAAACAGCAAAACAGUUAAAUAGAUCAGCAACAACAACGAAUAAUGAUAAAGAUGAUGAAGAAAUGAUUAUAAUGUUUAAUAAUGUUGAUCAAGAUUUAUUACAAUGGGAACGUAUGAAUUUACAAAUAUCCAAUCAGGAUAAUAUAAUUGAAUUACAAUUUCAUUCAUCCGGGUUUGUUGUUUAUGAACCAUCAUUUGAAAAAUUAAAACAAUUAUUAUUUGAACGUUUUCAACGUUUCAUACGUUAUCCAUCAACAUUUCGUGCAUUUGUUGAUUGGUCAUUAGAUACAAAAAUUAAUCCAUCAUUAUCAUCGAUUGAUAAUUCAACGCAAGCGAAUAAAAAUAUUGUCAAAACACCACGAACAUUAUUUCAUAAUAUUUAUUAUCGAAAUGCAACGAAAUUUCAAAAUAUUUAUCAUAAAGUAUUUGAUGCAAUCGAUGAAUUGAUUCGGAUUCGACAACAAUUUAUUCAAUGGACUGCUAUUUAUAAUGUAAUACGAAUGAUAAAAUCUAAUAAUUAUGUUCAUCAUCAUCAUAAUGUUGAUGAUAAUGACAAUGAAAAACAAUCAUCAACAACAACAACAACAAAAAAAUCAACAAUAUUCAAUUGUAAAACAUUAGAAGAUUAUCAAUAUAAUUUACGUUUGAUAAAAAAUUUAUCAAAAAAAUUUUCAAAUAAAUAUUCAAUGAUAAAUGAAAUACAAUGUGAUUAUAGUAAUUUCAUUAUUAAUAUAAUACCGAUAAAAAUGUUUAUCGAAUGGUUAUUUAAUGAAUCGGAAAUCGUAUUGUUACAUUCAAUACGUGAUCAAUGUCAUUUGGAUCUAAAUCAAAUUGAACAAAUUUGUAGACAAAAUAUUGAUCAACUUAAACAUUGUCCAACGAAUAUUGAUGAAUUGAUUGAAUUUGAUCAGAUAAUCACAAAACAAUUGGAUAAAAUUCAUUCAAAAUUAACAAUCGAUACGGUAACAUUAAGGGAAAAAAUACAUUUUUUUCGUACAUGGUCAUCAUCAUCAACAACAGCUAUUAAUAAUCAAUCUUUAGAUCUUAUCAAUAGAUUUGAUCAAUUAAAAUUAAUUAUAAAUGAAUUUGAUAAUAUUUUCAAUAAUCGUAUGGAAUUAUUAACCGAUUAUCGUGAACAAUUACAAACAAAAAUUUCAAUAGAAUUAAAUCGUUUACAAGAAGAAAUUGAUAAUUUUUUACAACGUUGGAUUGAAUUAUCGGAUAAUAUUAAACAAACACCUGAAAUUAUUAAUGAUUUUCAAAUAAAUUCAAAUCAAUUGAUUGGAAAAAUGAAAGAAUUAUCGAAAAGUUGUGAAUAUUUUCAAUUAGAACAACCACGUUCAUUUGAAUCAAUGAAUAAAAUUAAUAAUGAAAUACAGGAAUUAUAUGAAAAAUUUCAUAUAAUUUAUGAAUUUGAAAAAGGUUUACAACAAUAUCAAGAAAUGGAAUGGAUUGUUUGUCGUAAUAAAUUAUCAAAAAUUAAUCAAUAUAUUAAUGAUUGGUUGGAACAACAUCAUCCAACAACAUUAUCAAAUGAUCAUAAUGAUGGUUAUCUACAAUCAUAUAUUGAACGUUGGAAAAAAUUUCUACAAACAAUUGAAAUAUGUCGUGGUGAUAAUUAUCAAUCACUACAUUGGAAUCAAUUCCUUCGGAAUAUAUUAAAUUUAACCGAUAUAAAUUAUGAAAAUUUAAAACUUUCAGAUUUAUGGUCGAAACAGGAAAAAUUAUUAGAAAAUCGUUCAGAAAUAUUAGAUAUAAAUAAACGUGCUUAUAAUGAUAAUCUAUUACGUGAUGCAUUAAAUGAUUUAAAUCAAUUUGCAUUGAAUGGACAAUUUAUUUUAUAUCCAUAUCGAAUGAAAAAUAAUAUUGAAAUUAUGUUAAUAAAAGAUUGGUAUCAAUGUUUUAAUCAAAUAUCUGAUUGUUUUCUUCUUAUACAAACAAUACGUAAUAUGGAUAAUGAUGAAAUAUCCGAUGAAUAUUUACAACAAUAUCAAGAAUGGGAAACAAAAUUAGUACAAUUUGAACAAUUAGUUUUAUUAUUGAAUUCAAUACAAAGAAAAUGGAUUUCAUUAGAACCAAUUUAUAAUGAUCAUCAUCAUGGUUCAUCAUCAUCAUCAACAUUAUCAUCAAGUUUUUUUCAUGAUUUAACAUUUGUUCGUUAUUCAAAUGAUUUUCAAGAAUUAAUGAAAUUAAUUAGACAAAAUAAUGGUCGUUUUUCAUAUCUGAUACAGGUGAAAAAUUGGGAAAAUCGUCUACGGAUUAUUGAUCAAAAUUUUCAACAAACACAGAAAAAAUUACGUUCAUUUAUAGAAGAAUCAAGACAAAGAUUUCCAAGAUUUUAUUUUCUUGCUGAUGAAGAUUUAUUAUUAAUAUUAUCCGGUAAAAUUGAUCUUAAUCAAUCGGGUUUAGUUAAAAAAUUAUUCAUUAAUACAAUUGGUUGUUUAGUUUAUCAUCCGAAUGAUCAACAACAGAUCAUUGCGAUUGAAUCAAUACAAGGUGAACGUAUUCAAUUGAAAAAAUCCAUUCAAAUUGAUAAUAAUCAUGGACCAUCUUGUAUUGAACGUUGGCUACAAGAUUUGGAUUUAGAAAUUAAAUCAACAUUAAAAUCAAUUUUUUUAGAAAAAUUAUCACAAAAACAUUUUGUUUAUAAUGAUAAUGAAUUAUUUACAAUAAUUCCAUCACAAAUUUUAAGUUUAUAUUGUUAUUUGGAUUUUACUGAAUCAAUUGAAAAUGCAAUCGAUAAUAAUAAACUUGUUGAUUUGAAAAAUUAUUAUGAACAAAUUCUAUCAACAUUAACUAAAGAUGUUGAUCAAUUUCAACAGAAAAUUAUUGAAUUAUUAUCGAAAAAUUAUUCCGAAUCAUCUUCGUCAACAGCAACAGCAAAUCAAAUCAAUCAGAAUUUAUCGAAAAUCAAAAUCAAACAAAUUGUAUUGGAUAUUAUUCAUUAUAUAAAUGUUAUUGAAACAUUAAUCGAUUCAAAUGUAAAUGAUCGAAAACAUUGGUGUUGGCAAUCACAAUUAAGAUUUUAUACAAAUCAAUCAUCAUCAACAGCUGAAAUAAAAAUCUGUAUGGGUUUAGCAGAAUUUGAUUAUUCAUUUGAAUAUCUUGGUUGUUUAGGUGAUUCAAAACUUGUUUAUACAACAUUAACAAAUAAAUGUUUUCUAACGCUGACACAGGCAAUGGAUUUAGGUUUAGGUGGUAAUCCAUAUGGUCCAGCUGGUACUGGUAAAACUGAAAGUGUUAAAGCAUUAGGACAAUAUUUUGGCCGUCAAGUUUUAGUAUUUAAUUGUGAUGAAGCAAUCGAUGUUAAAUCAAUGACACGUAUUAUUGUUGGUCUAAUUAAAUGUGGAAAUUGGGGUUGUUUUGAUGAAUUUAAUCGUUUACAAUUGGAUGUUCUAUCGGUAUUAUCAUCACAAAUACAAGAAAUACAAUGGGCAAUAAAAAAUCAAUCAAAAACAGUUAAUCUUAAUGAAUAUGGUACAAUAAAUAUUAAUAAUAAUGCUGCAAUAUUUAUAACAUUAAAUCCAGCUGGUAAAGAUUAUGGUGGUCGUAAUCGUAUACCGGAUAAUCUUAAAUCAUUAUUUUUACCUGUUGCAAUGACAAUACCGGAAAUUAAAACCAUCGUAAGAUUUUUAUCAUUAGCUGAAGGAUUUUCUGAUCAAGCAACCAGAAUACUUGGUGAAAAAAUACCAUGUUGGUUUGAAUUUGCACAAGGUAGUAUGUCACAACAAAAACAUUAUGAUUGGGGAUUACGUACAAUAAAAGCAUGUUUAGAAUCAAGUGGACGUCGUUUAAAUAAUAAUCGUAAAAUAAUGUUAAAUAAUGAUCAUCAAUCAUUGGAUGAAUGUCAAUUAGAAAUUCAAUUAGUUAUCGAUACAUUACGACAACAGAUUAAAUCAAAAUUAGUUGAUACGGAUUCAUUAAAAUUUGAUGGUUUAAUUGAAGCUGUUUUUGGUUUAGAAUUCGGCAACAAUAAUAAUAACACUAAUGAUAAUAAUCAACAACAACAACAACGAUCAAUAAUGAAAAUAAAUUCACAAUCAAAUUCAGAUUCAUUUGUUGAUAUAGUUGAAAAUUGUUUUAAUGAAAAUAAUCUUAUUAAUAAUGAAUAUCAAUUGGAAAAAAUACAACAAUUAUAUGAACAAAUACAGAUACGUUUUGGUGUUGUAUUGAUUGGACCAUCUGGUUCGGGUAAAACAACAAUUUGGCAAAUGUUAAAACGUUCAUUAGAACAAAUGUCAUCAUCGACAACAACAGCAACAAAUAAAUUUCGUUCAAUCAAUUUGAUUAUAAUUAAUCCAAAAUCAAUGCAAAGAUCAUCAUUAUUUGGUUAUAUUGAUGAUGAUACACGUGAAUGGCAUGAUGGUUUAUUUUCAGCUAAAUCACGUGAUAUAACACGUAAUGAUAAUGAUAUUAAUGGUGAUGAUAGUAAUAAUUCAAUGAAUUGGAUAAUAUUUGAUGGUGAUAUUGAUCCGGAUUGGGUUGAAGCAUUGAAUUCAGUACUGGAUGAUAAUCGUGUAUUAACAUUACCAUCUGGUGAACGAAUUGAUUUUGAUUUAAAUCAUUGUCGUAUAUUAUUUGAAACAACAUCAUUAAAAAAUGCAUCACCAGCAACAAUAUCAAGAUUAGGUGUUGUAUCAAUCGAUAUGAUUAUGAUUAAUGAAAUGGUACAAUGUUUUGUUGCAAAAAAUCAGCUAUCAUUCACUGCAAUAUCAAUUAUACAGAAUUAUCUGAAUCAAAAUCAUCAACAAUUAUUUUCACCAAUAUCGACAGCACGUUCAAUGUUAGAACAUUUUCGUUAUUGUCAAUUAAAUCAUGAAGAUGAAUCAAAUGCUAUUGAUCGUAUUUCUGGUCAUUAUUUUUCACAGCAACAACAACAACAAUCAACUAAUAAUGAUUAUGAAAUCAAUCAAAAUAAUCUAAUAAUAACUGAUUCAAUAAAACGUUAUCAAGAAAUGUUAAAACCAUUAAUCGGUCAACAUAUUCUAUUGAUUGGACCAAUUGGUUCGGGUAAAACAAUUUUAGCACAAGAAUUAUUAUUUCAAUCAAUGAAUGGACAAUUAUUAUCGAUUGAUUGUACACCAACAACUGAUUCAAAAUUAUUAUUAAAACAAUUAUUCGAUUGUACAACAAUUGUACAUUCAGGUACAAAUCGUAUGAUUAGAUCAAAAAUUAAUGGUCAACAAAUUUGGUUAUUCAUUCGACAUUUAGAAUUAUUAACAUAUGAUAAAUGGUCAUCAAAUUCAUUAAUAUCAUUAUUAACAUUAUUAUUAAAACAUAAUGGUUUUCAUCAUCCCGAUACAUUUGAAUGGAUACAAAUUGAUCCAACAUUUCAAUUAAUAUUAACCUGUACAGAUAUUCACUUGAUUGAUAAACGUUUAUUAACACAAUUACAUUUAAUACAAUUACAACGUUAUUCAUUGAAUGAAAUUCAACAAGAUUUUCUUAAAAUCGGUAUCGAUAUUAUUGAUUCAUUAAGACAUUAUGAUAAUCAUGAUGAACAAUCAGUACAAUAUGAAAUUUAUAGAACAUUAAUGAAUAAUUUAACUGAAGAAUCAAAUCGUCAAAUAUUAAAAACAAUGAUGGAUCAUAAUGAUAAUCAGAUAUUCUAUACAAGUAUUAAUGGUCAAUCAAAAUAUCGUUUAAUUAAUAAUGAACAAUUUUGUUUACAAAUACAAAAAUGGAUACGUAAUUAUUGUCAGGAAAAUGAUUUAAAUCGUCCUGAAUGGCCACAAUUAAAACAAACAAAAUUAUUAAUUGCUGAUUUAUGUUCAUUUUUAGCUAUUGAUAAUAAUAAUAAUAAUGAAAAAAUUACAAUUAUAAAUAAUCAAAAUCAAUCAGAUUCAUUAUCAUCAUUAAUAAAUCCAAUAUCAAUAAUGAUUAUAUUAGGUAAUAAUGGUAUGGGUAGAAAAUUUUUAAUUAAAACAAUUGCACAUAAUUUUGGUUAUGAUAAAAUAUGGACACCAGAUUCAAUACAAUCGGAAAGACAUUUAAAUAAUGAAUUACAAACACUGUUUAAUUAUGAUGAUCAAUCAACAACAACAACAACAACAACCGCAGAUGAUAAUCGAAAAUUAUUAUUAUUAUUAAUUGAUGAAAUACAUUUUGAAAUAUUACCAUAUUUACGUGAUCAAAUUUAUACAAAAAUUAAUAUUUAUAAUCAACAACAACAACAACAAUCGCAGCAACAACAACAAAUUUCAAACAUAACAAUAAGAUUAAUAAUAACAACCACCGGGUUAACAUCGAUGGAUCAUUUAAUGUGGUUACGAAAAGCACGUAUACAUCGUUCAUUACCAUUUACAUCAGAUGAUUAUUAUCAUCUUACUAAAGGAUUAAUUUAUUCACAAAUUGAUAAACAAAAACUUUUUGUUGAUGAUGAUGAUGAUUCAAUAAUAAAAAUGUUUCCAAAAAUUUAUCAACAUUUUCAACAACAAGAUCAAUCAAAUACAAAUAAUAUGGAUAAUAUUCGUAGUUAUACUGAUUUUAUACAAAAUUUUAUACAAUUAUUUCAUUAUCAACAACAACAAACUGAUGAUGAAAAUAAACGUAUGAAAUUAGGUGUUGCACGACUUGAUCAAGUAUCAAAUCAAGUAAAAAUACUUAAAAAUGAUGCAUAUGAACAGAAAAAAUUAUUAGAUUCAAAACGUACUGAAGCUGAUGAUGCAUUUCAAAUGAUAAUGAAUUCAAUGCAUCAAUCAGAAGAUAAAAAAAUUGAAUUAGAAGAUGUACAACAACGUAUGAAAAUUGAAACCGAUAAUCUAAAAGAACGUAAAUUAAAAAUCGAUGAAGAAUUAAAUGAAAUUGAACCAAUUUUACAAUCAGCUAAAGCAGCAAUUGGUGGUAUACGUUCAGAUUCAUUAUCAGAAAUUCGUUCAUUACGUGCACCGCCGGAAAUUAUACGCGAUAUUUUGGAAGGUGUUUUACGUUUGAUGGGUGUUAAUGAUACAUCAUGGGUAUCGAUGAAAACAUUUCUUUCGAAACGUGGUGUCAAAGAAGAUAUUAUGAAUUUUGAUUGUCAUAAAAUUACACCAGAAAUUCGACAAAAAGUUGAACAAUUAUUAAAAAAACGUUCAGAAAGUUUUCAACUAACAACAGCAAAACGUGCAUCAGCUGCUGCAGCACCAUUAGCUGAAUGGGUUAAAGCAAAUGUUGAAUAUUCAAGUGUUUUACAUAAAAUUGAACCAUUAGAAAGAGAAUUGAAAAAAUUAGAAACCAAUUUACAUCGUGCACAAUCACGUAUACGAACAUUAGAUUCACAAUUGAAUGAUGUUGAUACUGAAGUUGAUAAAUUACGUGAACGUAUGCAAGCAGUUACAAUUGAAGCAGCUGAAAUUGAAAUUAAUUUAAAAAAAUCGGCAAAAAUUCUUGAACAAAGUGAAACAAUUGUUAAUGAUCUUAGCGAUGAAUAUCAACGUUGGAAUGAAAAAUUAUUACAAAUUGAAAUUGAAUAUCGUCGUAUGCCAUUAAAAUGUAUGAUUAUUGCAGCAUACCUAACACAGGCAUGUCGUGAAUCAAGUUAUUCACGUCGGACAGAAAUUCUUUCCGAAUGUUUUGAAAAAUUUCAAAUAAAUUCAUUUAAUUUAAUUGAAUUUUUACAAUUUGAAACCGAAGAAGAAUUACUUUUGUUUGGUCAAACAUUAUCAUCAUCAUCAUCACAUAAAGCAUUGAAUCUAUUUAAAAAUGUUGAAAUUACAAAUUUCAAUGCAAAAGAUUGGCUUAAAAUAUUAGAAUUAGGUAUACGUUUUGGUCGUACAAUAAUCAUAACAGAUUUCAAUCAAUUUGAUCAACGUUUAAUUCCAUUAAUAAUGGGUUUGAUUUAUGGUUCAUCAAAUGAUCAAAGAUAUUGGACUUAUAUUGUUUCAUCAUUAACAUUGGCCAAUAUACGUGUUGUAAAUCUUUCACCAAGUUUUAGUAGUAUUUCAACUAAAUUACUUGGACAAAUUAUUGAUGUUAAAAAACCGGAAUUAGAAACGGAAAAAAUUCGUAUAGAUAAUUAUGUUCGUGAUCUACAAAAACAAUUAAAACAAUUUGAAAAUGAAUUAUUAAUAAAAUUAUCAUCGAUUGAUGAAACGGGAAAUAUCCUGGAAAAUCAACCAUUAAUUGAACAAUUAAAAUUUCUUAAAAAAUCUACUGCACAAAUUGAAAUUUCAUUAAAAGAAUCGGAUCAUUUAAAAUCGGAAUUAGAAAGGGAAAGAAUUCAAUAUAAAAAUCUAUCACAAUUUGCAGCAAAUCUUUAUUUUUCAAUUGAAAACCUUUCGAAACUAUGUCCAAUGUAUUAUUUUGGUUAUGAAGAAUUUGAACAAUUAUUUAUUGAUUCAUUACGUUCAAAAUCUGAAAAUGAUAUAUUUACUGAAGAUGAUUUAUGUUUUGCAUUUUAUAAUUAUAUAUCAAGGGCAUUAUUUAAUGAACAUAGACGUACAUUUAGACAAUAUUUGAAAAAUUGUUUUCCAAAACAAUCAACAUUAAUUAUAUCAUGGGAUAAUGAUACAAAUCAACAAAAUAUUGAUGAAUUUCUUAUGGAAAUAUUUCAAUCAAAUACUACUUGUUUUGGUGGUAAAAUUGCAUUAAUAAUAACUGUACCUGGUUCAGAUCCAAAUACAGAGAUAAAAAAUUCAAUGGAAAAAUUUGGUUAUGAUUUACAAAUGAUUUCAAUGGGUAAUGAAACUAUUGAUCAGGUAUCAUUAUUGAUACAGAAUAUGAUUCAAACUAGUGGUGGUGGUAAUCGUCAACAACAACAACAACAACCGAUGAAAUCCUUUAGCACCAAACAACAACAACAACAACAAUCAAAACCGAUAAAAGUUUUAUGUUUGAAUAAUCUGCAUUUAGUAAUUGGUUGGCUAACCAAAUUAAUACAAAUUUUACAAUCAUCGUCGUCUUCGUCAAAUAAUUCACGAAUGUUAAUGUUACCACCAUUAAUUUUAGUAACCGAAUCAAAUGAACAAUUUCCACGUACAUUAUUGGAAAUGUGUAUAAAAUAUGCACAUGAAUCAGCACCCGGUUUACGUUCACAUUUACGUCGAUUACGUUCACAACAAUCACAACAACAACAACAACGAUCAACAACAACAAAUAACAAAAUCAAACCCGAUAAUAAUUCUUAUGGAAAAUUAUUGGAAAAUUUUGAAUAUUUUCAUGCAAUUUGUUGUGAAAGACGUUUCUAUAUUCCAUUUGGUUGGAAUAAAAAUUAUGAAUUUAGUUUUAAUGAAUUUUAUUUUGGUUGUGAAAUUAUUGAAAAAAUAUUAGAUUUUGAUCGAUUAUUAGAUCAACGACAACAACAACAAAAAUCAGUGAAAAAUAAUCAACAACAACAACAACGAUAUAAAAUUUAUCAAUAUUUAGAUGGCCUCUUUCAUCAGGUUAUUUAUGGUGGUAAAAUUGAUUUUAAUAUUGAUGAAUUAGUAUUAAAGUUAUUAUUGAAACGUUGUUUUCAUCCGAAUUCGGAUUUUCAACAAUAUUUAUCGAAAAAUUCAAAUCAACAAAAAGAUCAACAAGAUUCUGAUUUUCGUAUGCUCGGUUUACCGUUAAAUGCAAAUGAAUUUCGUAAUCGUUUAUUAGAUAAACGGUUGAAACAAAAUUUACAAUUAUUAUCUAUAUCUAAACAACAACAACAACAACAACAGAAUCAACAACAACAACAAGAAUUACAACAACAACCAUCAUCACCAUCGUCAUCAUCAUCAGCAGCAACAUCAACAACAACAUCGACAGCUGAAACAAAAACAAAAACAACAACAUUAAAUCCAUCUGGAAUAAAAUAUUUUCGUAAAAUAUGGAUACGUAUACUAGGUAAAUGUCGUAUCGAUCAAAUUGAUGAUUUACGUGAAGAAAUGUCAAAUAAUUCAAUUGUUGAAUCAAGUUUUCUAGAUGCAUCAACAUUAAAUUUAUUCAUACGUGGUUUUAUAUUGUUUGAAUUUGAUUUUGCAAAAAGAUUAAUAUUACAAAUUGAUCAUGAAUUACAAACAAACGAAUCAAUUAAUAAUAAUAAUAAUAAUAAAGAUUUAGAUCAUUAUUUACAGAUUAAUCAUACACCAGAUUCAUGGUUAAAUGUUUGGCUAAAUGGUUCGGAAAUUGCACAAGAUUUUCUUAUUAAUUUAGCUAAAAUUUAUAUGAAAUUAUCAAAUAUUAUAAAUACAAAUGAUAAUUCAUCAAUAUCAUUUGAUAUGACACAUUGUUUUCAUCCAAAAUUAUUUCUAAAUUCAUUAAAACAAUUUGUAGCAAAAAAAUUAUCAACAAGUAUUGAUCGAUUAUUUAUUGAUUAUCAAUGGACAACAACAACAAAUGAUCAUAAUGAUCAACAACAACAAAAUGAAUCAACAAUAAUUAAAAUACGUUUAGAUGGUAUUUGGAUUGAAGCAGCAGAAUUUUUCGAUCAACAAUUACAAGAAUGUAGUUCGGAUUCAAAAUUUCAAAAUUUAAUGCCACCAUUAAUGAUGAUAUUUUCAACAAAAUCAGAUCAACAACAGCAAUCCAAUGAUCAAAACUCCAUUCAAAUACCAUUAUAUUCAUGUUCAAAACGACAAACAUUAUUAGAACAAUGGCCAUUACCAUGUUCAACAACGAAACAACCAACAACAAAACAAUCAACAUCAAAUGAACGAUGGAUUGAAAUGGGUGUUGCAUUAGUAUUGGGAAAUUUUAUUUAGUCAUCCAAUAUUCAAAACAUUGUAGUUAGUAGAAUGUUUAUUAUAAAAAAAAAAUUAUUUAAUAUUAAAAGUAUU
Molecule: messenger RNA, 12426 nt
Organism: Dermatophagoides pteronyssinus (European house dust mite)
Lineage: Eukaryota; Metazoa; Arthropoda; Arachnida; Sarcoptiformes; Pyroglyphidae
Product: cytoplasmic dynein 2 heavy chain 1-like
Biological process (GO): microtubule-based movement
Cellular component (GO): dynein complex
Molecular function (GO): dynein light intermediate chain binding; ATP binding; ATP hydrolysis activity
Source: RefSeq, a predicted model, not a curated record